UCACUCAACUCCCCUCACUCCACUCUCCCUCAGUCAACUCCUUUCUCUCCCACUUGGUCCCUUGUAUUCUGUUUUAUGUGUCACUUGGAGGGGUCAGGAGGUUUCAGUCUUUGGAUGGUAACUUUGUGGAUAAUAGGGAGGCAGGACUGCUCAGGUGGCAUGUGGUAAGUAACUUUUGUCUUGGCUAAAAUGGGAGGGAGAGAGGUUAAUAUGGAGUCCUCUAAUAGAUUGAUUUUCACUUGUUUGUUGGGAAGGGAGAUUAAAAUUUCAACUAGCCCAAUGGGCUGAAAGCAACAAUAUUAAUGGGAGGCCAAUGCUACCAGUUCGGCUACUUCAUACUUUGGUUUUUGCAGUAUGUGUAGGUCUCUUCUAUACUUGGGAAGCAGAGGAUCUAAUAUUUUUCUUGAAGGGAACAUUAGUUGUUGCCAUGUACCAUACAUAAUCCAUUCAAAGAUAGAGGCUGUGAGAAACUUUGCAAUUUGAAGAAACAAUUCACUACAUCUCUUGUGCUGAGAGUGCACUUCUUCCAGUCCAUUCUGCAGAAUUACUUGCAUUUGACAUCAUUUGGGAAAAUUCUUCUUAUUAGUUACAACUUUGUAGCAUUCUUAAGUUCACGUGUAUAGGUCUAGUGACCAAAGUAGACAAUUAUAUGCAUAUUGCGGACAAAAACAUCAUUUAAAUUUCUUUUUUAGUAUCCGUUUCUGUGAUGGACUGGAACUCAAAGACUGCACCAGAAUGGGAGUGGGAGAGUUUAGCGGCAUUCAGUGACAAGACAAAUAUUACAAAGCGGGUACAACCUUCAAACAAUGAAAAUGAAGUAGAUGGAGCAAUAGAUAAUGUGCCAAUAUAUUCAUCUUGGGGGCGUGGUUUGGCAGGCUCUAAUUUGGGGCAUAUCUCUUCAUCCAAAAGCUCCAUCUCAGCUUCAGGUGAUUCUUCAUUGAAGGAUGGAAUGAAGACUUAUGAGAUGGGUGGCAGUUUUCCUGAAGAUUCCAGUAGAAACAAAGAGUUUACUUGGGUAGACAGUGUUGGGAAUUUUUCGUCUUCGGAUGCUUCUGUCAUCUCUGGGGAGUCAAUAAUUGGAUUAAAACUUGGCAAGCGAACUUAUUUUGAAGAUGUUUGUGCAGCAGCUACCUCUAAGUCCCCUUCUGUUUCUAUGAUUUCUGCAUCCUCUGUCGCUACCACGAAAAGAUCUAGGUCAUCUAAUCAGAAUGCUCAAACUCCACGGUGCCAAGUUGAAGGAUGCAACCUUGACCUCAAGUCAGCUAAAGAUUACCAUCGCAGACAUAGAAUCUGUGAAAGCCAUUCCAAAAGCCCCAAGGUCAUUAUUGCCGGUUUGGAACGUAGGUUUUGCCAACAAUGUAGCAGGUUCCAUAAUUUGUCGGAAUUCGAUGAUAAGAAGCGAAGCUGUCGUAGACGUCUCUCUGAUCACAACGCACGACGCCGUAGGCCACAGCCAGAUGUCGUCCAAUUCAAUCCUGGGAGGGUGUCUCCAUUUUAUGAUGGAAGACGGCAGCUGAAUGUUGCGUUUAAUAGGGUGCCAUUCCAUGCUGCAAAUCCAGUGUGGCAAAAUGCAUCUGAUUUUAAGGUCAUGCAAAUCAGAGAUUCUGUGGUUAGGCCCUUCAAAGCUGGAGGCACUCAUAGGCAUCGCAAUUUGUUCUCAACUGAACUGCCAGAUGCCUCUUCUUUGCAAGAAAUAGACUCGAAUAAGUUCUUGUCUUUUGGGUGCAGUACACCUCGGGCCUCAAGUCAAGGUUUAGAGGCAUCUGCAUCCAGUUCUGACAUUGAUGGUCACCCAGAUCUUCAGCGUGCUCUCUCUCUUCUGUCAACCACUUCCUGGGGUUUGAAUGAGCCUGAACGCACUUCUAUGGAUCAGUUGGCACAUGUAAACUCAACCAGCAUGGUCCAGCCAGUGACACAUGCAGACCUGCCAAACUGGCCGUUUUCACCCUCGCAACCUGACCCUGAGCCGCAGGUGCAUUCAUUGAAUUUUCCCAGCAGUAGCAGCAACAAUAACUUACAGGAGUUGCAGGUUCCCAUUCCUAAAGCUCCUAACCAGUCUGACUGCUUGUUACAUACCAGUCAAAUAAAUUGACUUCUAACAACAAAACUAGGUGUUAUAAAAAAUUUGAGAAUAAUAUUUGUAGUUUCACCUCUCCAAAUUAUAGCAGUUAAACUAGCAAUUUUGAAAAAUUAAAUUGCCCCUACGAUUAUUAAAGCCAUGGUACAACAUCUUAUGAGAUG
Pistacia vera is the source of this 2241-nucleotide messenger RNA. RefSeq names its product squamosa promoter-binding-like protein 2. The transcript is spliced from 6 exons. The record is from RefSeq and is a predicted model, not a curated record. Gene Ontology annotation, cellular component: nucleus. Gene Ontology annotation, molecular function: DNA binding. Bases 707 to 2092 code for a protein of 461 amino acids. NCBI's taxonomy places the organism in Eukaryota, Viridiplantae, Streptophyta, Magnoliopsida, Sapindales, Anacardiaceae.